Messenger RNA from Linum trigynum, 3444 nucleotides. The record is from the annotation of a GenBank genome assembly. Lineage: Eukaryota; Viridiplantae; Streptophyta; Magnoliopsida; Malpighiales; Linaceae.
CAAUAAUACUACCACUACGGGGAAAUGACUACCAUUUAAAAAAAUGACUACGGAAAAAUAAUACCGAUCGGUUUGUGACGCUGUGCAGCGGGAUUUGGUUGGGAGGGAAGUUGUAUGCUCUGAGUCUGCAGGGUAUAACCUGUCCCCGGCAGAUGCUUUUCCACUUCGCAGAAUCGCGGCUUCAGAGUCGGUUCCAUGGGCGAGUUAGGGUAAUUCAUGGCGGCGGCGGCAGGGGAGGGCAAUUUACGGAAGCUGCCGCUGCUGUAGAGGGAGAUUGGAAUCGUCUUGAUCACGACUCGUCGAGACCGUAGGGAGAGGCGCCGGCGUAGAUGUGGUGGAAUCCGUCGGGAGAGUCGAAGAGCGGCGGGGGCGAGUCGAGGUAAUCGCCGGCUCCGUUGGUAGACGGCGGGGAAUUCGACAGAGGGCUUGCGGAUACGGCGGGUUUGGUUGUAGAAGUAGGGUUAGGGUAGAAUAUAUAGAAUAAUCAAGUGUGGUACUUUUUUUUCUUUAAAAAUUAUCCUGAGGCAAUCUUAACCGUAAGAUUAAAAAAAGAGGAAAUAGAAGAAAAUAAAUGGUGGAUACUGAUGUAGCCACGGUAGCUACUAGAAAUUCAGUUUUCACCCUAACGCAUUCCCACAAUAACUCGAGUUGAUCCCUCAUUCAGUUCAAUUUCUCUAAUUAUUAAAUUUAUAUUUUGUUAACUCCUCUCCUAAGGCAAAAAAAAGCUCGAUUAGUACCAAAGUUCUCUCCGGCUGAUAAUAGUUGGGUAGUUUUAUGAGUAAUUAUUGGGCUGACCGGAUGGCCCAAUUGCGGGCUGCAAAGAUGGACCAAAUAGAAAGUUUGAGCAUGAGCCGAAUCGACACCCUCACAUUAUUAGUCACAUCUGCUCUAAAAUUUCCCAAUUUCCCAGUACCUUCUUUCUUCGUCUUCUUGGUUCUUCCGUCUCCAUCUCCAGGCCCCAGAACUUAGUUCAAAUCCAACUUUGUUGUCACUCCCCACUUCUCAGUUCUUUAUACUUCUCUUCCCCUAAUGGUUAAACUCCAUUCCUUAAAUGUCAAUCACCGGAACUCAAAAGUAAUUAUGCAUUUACCAUGGUUGGCGCUUGAAAAUAGAAGGAAGGACCCGAUGGCUGUCUCGUCUCGUCUCCUCCUCCCCAGAAGCAUGCAGGCAGGGAUCAGGGGCUUGAUUAAUGAGGUGAGAAUGAAUUUUGAUGUGAUCUGUCUAAAUUUUGUUUGAAAAGCCAAUAACUUUCGGUCUAAUUUCUUCCAUGCACAAAUGGGGUUCUCCUCUUAGUUUUCUGGUUUCUUGAAUACCUUUGAUAAUCCGACGGAUUAAGCAGGCACUUCUCUUGAAGUUCUCUCUUUUGUGUUCUGAAUGGCUUUUUUUAUCAAUUUCUAGGAAACCAAGAGCUAUAUUAACUUCUUUGCACCCAUCAGAUCAGAGCUUAAUGGGGGUUCUGUGUUUUGUAUCCUGGUUUCUUCCCAGCGCCAAAGUCAUAAACCAGAUUUGAGUUUCUGCCUUUAUGAAAAUGGGUUUCUUCUUCUAUAAAUUGAACAAUGGUUUUUGGCAUGAAAAUUUACCCCGCUCCACUUCUCUUCUCCUGCUCUGCUUCACCUCUCUUCGCAGUAGCAUUCUCCCCGGAAACAAAUUGAAAAAGAAUCAUGAAUAAUCAAGGUGCUGCUCACCCGCGUCUCGUAACUCCUCGGUCAAUCAAGCUGUCCCCCCAUUCUUCGUACCACAGGCUACCCGUUCCUCCAUCUUUCUCUUUAUUUUAUUGGCUAUUCAGCCGGGUCCCCGACACCUUAGUUCUGAUGCUUAUUACCAUGGCCUUCUUUUCCAUCCAUCUCACUACUUUCUAUUACACCAAGUUCUUCAAGAAAAAUGGUUCUUAUUGGUGGUUGUUUCUUGCCGCUGCUGUCUCUGGCUUUAUCUUCAUCUUUUUCUAUUGUGCCUAUUGGAUUAGGAAGAAAAAUUGGUGUAGGCGCAAAUAUGGGACAUUUGGCAAACUAGUCGGUCUUGCGGCGGUUGUGGCUUGUAGUGCUUCCUAUAUUUGGUUAGGAGAGUCGGAUCUGAGCUAUUUGAUCUUCAUUCUUACACUUAUUGGCAUGUUCACAGCCUGCAUUUUGGCCAUUCGUCCAUCCACCGACUUCAACUUGGUGAAUGGACUUCUCAUCUCCCUUCUCACGUACAUCAUUAGAGUCCUUCACCAUGGCACAAUUGCAGGUUAUUGUGUCGGUUCGUCACCAUCUGCCUCUGCCGCUGCCCCUUCACCUUCGAUGGCUGUAGCACCAUCAUGCGUUGAUCCCCGCCUCGGCCCAUCUUCUCCAUACCCUUGGCUUCUAAUGGUUGGUUGCUUCAGCAUUGGUGGUUUACGUUUCUAUUUGGAGUCGAGGGGUUUAAACGCAGAUGAAGAAGGAUUGAGGGAAGCCGAGGAAGAUGUUCCACUGCCACCAUGGACACGAAUUGGCAAUGCUUGUGCGGGCUGGGUUGCUCAUCUGAUGGGCUAGGUGGCAUGCCGUUUGGGUUUGGGUAGCUGUAGUAUUAUUUUAAGUCCAUGGACUUUUGUAAUCUUAUUGUAGUGGGUUGGAUCCAUGCUCGUGGGCUGGAUUUGUAUUUGGACUUUGGAGGCUCCGUUCUGUUCUGCUGUGGUUCUGGUUUGUUGUUCUAGUUUAGGGGUAUUGUUUUUUUGACAAAAUUAGGUGUAUUGUUAUUGUUAAUUAAUGUUUAUGUUUGUCUUCAAUGAAAUCAAUAUGUAUUGUGGUUUAGUUAGCCACCAAUACUUGUUUCGGAUUCACUAAUCCUUUUUCUUCUCCGAAACCAACUCUGAAACCAACUCUGAAACCAACUCUCCUCCUAUUCAUAUAUACACACAAACACGCGUUGGUAUGAUGUGAUGAGAACUACUUCUCCUUGCUCUUCCUCUAAGUUCUGAUCGACAUGGCUUCUUCUUCCUCCAUUCGACAAACCGAUAACACGGUUCCGCUUUCCCCUGCAAACAAUAAACAUGGUAAGUUUGAGUUUCAUGUUUGCAUUCCUCGCGUACCCAGCAGAGUUAGUUCUCUUUUUCUGUUGAAUCGAACUUAGUUUUUAUUUUCUUUUUCUUUUUGAAAUAUCUUGGUAAUGUGGUUGAGCUAGCAACUCUUCGUUAUAUCAGCAAUUACCAUACGAAACGAAGCUAGCGAUCAUAAAGUAUUUUCUUGUUAACUUGAGUUCUCGUUGUGUGUUUCAUCGAGGGCAGGCUAGGUUUUCAUUAUACCAGCAAUUACUGUACUAGUAUAAUUGUGAUGUUUGAUGUUUACAACAAUAUUAUACGUGUAUCCUAUUUAUUGACCUAUUGUUAUACCACUAAUAUAUCUUUUGUUCUACGAACCAUGCACUAUUCUUCAAUUCUUAUGGAAUUUCGUCCUCCUCAAUCAGCCAAAUUAAUAUAAUUUUAUUCUUUUU